Messenger RNA from Dama dama (fallow deer), 3380 nucleotides. RefSeq names its product amine oxidase copper containing 2 (gene AOC2). Gene Ontology annotation, biological process: amine metabolic process. Gene Ontology annotation, molecular function: copper ion binding; quinone binding; primary methylamine oxidase activity. The coding region runs from base 746 to 3016 and encodes 756 amino acids. The record is from RefSeq and is a predicted model, not a curated record. The transcript is spliced from 4 exons. Gene Ontology annotation, cellular component: plasma membrane. NCBI's taxonomy places the organism in Eukaryota, Metazoa, Chordata, Mammalia, Artiodactyla, Cervidae.
GCCUGCCCCGUGUCAAGCUCUGUGAAGCACUUUAUCUGCGUGAUCACAUUUAUUCUUCAUGAAUCUCUAGGGUAGUUUUAUCCCUUCUUUAUAGAUCAGGACACUGAGUCUCAUGAUAAGUAAGUCCCCUGAGGUCACGCCGCUUCAGGACCUGUGAUUGGGAUACAAAUUGACUGCUGUGGCCAGGUCUUCACCACUCGUUUCUCAACUGGCUAGAUGGAAGAGGCCUGAGACUACAGACCAAGGGCUUUGCCUUAGGCAUCUGGCAGAACACAGUGCUUACUGCUGAACUGGGCAGUGGAUCCUGGAAAUACUGGGGUGGUGCCUGCCAGAAGGUAGGAAAGUGGCCAGAGUGGUUGCAUGUGGCUCAUAGGACUUGAUCGGGCAUCUGAGAUUUGCAUUCUUCCUCAGACCCAUGCUGGGCAGAAGGUAGAGUUUAGCGUCUAUACAAAUGCCCUCUAAUCUGCUCUAAAUGAUGGCGCUUGGGAGUGGGUACUGACCGUGCUGCUGGGAGGAGUUCAGGGAUGGGCUGAGGCGAUGCACGUGGAAGUCGUACCUUGAGCCAAACCACAGAACAGAAAAUUGGAGCAGAAUUACACAAAUCAAGGUCAGAAAUUUCCCGUCCAACCCACAGGGUGGAGUUUUCGCUAUUCCUAUCCAUCCUCCUGAAUAUAAACCCUGAUUUGAUGUCAGUAACUGGAAGGAACAGCUGGUGGGACUCUCCUUUCAGCUCUCAGCAUUCACCAUGAAUCUCAAGGUAGUCCUCGUGUUCCUGGCACUGUCUCUCAUCACCAUCUUUGCCCUGGCCUAUGUCUUGCUGACCAGCCGUGGUGGCUCCAACCUGCCUCCCCGCUGCCCCUCUGUACCCCCCCGUGCCCAGCCCUGGACACACCCUGGCCAGAGCCAGCUGUUUGCAGACCUGAGCCGAGAAGAGCUGACAGCUGUGAUGAGCUUCCUGACCCAGAAGCUGGGGCCAGACCUGGUGGAUGCAGCCCAGGCCCAACCCUCAGACAACUGCAUCUUCUCGGUAGAGCUGCAGCUGCCCCCCAAGGCUGCAGCCCUGGCCCACCUGGACAGGGGGAGCCCCCCACCUGCCCGGGAGGCACUGGCCAUCGUCUUCUUUGGCGGACAACCCCAGCCCAAUGUGACUGAGCUGGUGGUGGGGCCGCUGCCCCAGCCCUCCUACAUGCGGGAUGUGACCGUGGAGCGUUAUGGGGGUCCCCUGCCCUAUCACCGACGCCCCAUGCUGUCAACCGAGUCUGCCCAGAUGUGGACGCAUCUGAAAGAGGUGGAGUUCCCCAAGGCCCCAGUCUUCCUGGCUUCUGUCUUCAACUACAAUGGCUCCACUUUGGCGGCUCUGCAUGCCACCCCUCGUGGCUUGCGCUCAGGGGACCGUGCUACCUGGAUAGCCCUCUACCAUAACAUCUCAGGUGUCGGGAUUUUUCUUCACCCCGUGGGGCUCGAGCUACUGCUGGACCAUAGGGCCCUGGACCCUGCCCAUUGGGCUGUCCAGCAGGUUUUCUACCUUGGGCACUACUAUGCAGACUUGGGUCAGUUGGAAUGGGAGUUUAAGGCUGGCCGGCUGGACGUGGUUAGAGUUCCUCUACCCCUGCCAGAUGGGGCCUCUUCCCUCCGCUCCCGGGUCUCCCCAGGCCCUCUCCCCCCUCUUGAGUUCUCACCUCAGGGCUCCCGGUACAGCGUCCAAGGGCACCUGGUGGAGUCUUUCCUCUGGACAUUUACCUUUGGCCAUGGGGCGUUCAGUGGCAUGAGAAUUUUUGAUGUUCGGUUCAAGGGUGAGCGAGUGGCCUAUGAAGUCAGUGUCCAGGAGUGUGUGUCUAUCUAUGGCGCUGAUUCACCCAAGACCAUGAUGACCCGAUACCUUGAUAGCAGCUAUGGACUUGGCCGGCACAGCCGAGGCUUGGUGCGGGGAGUAGAUUGCCCCUAUCAGUCUACCAUGGUGGACACCCACGUGUUGGUGGGUCAAGGGGCAGUCCAGCUGCUCCCGGGGGCUGUGUGUGUAUUUGAGGAGGCCCAGGGACUACCCCUCCGAAGGCACCACAAUCAGCUUCAGAGUCAUUUCUAUGGUGGUUUGGCCGGCUCUGCCCUCGUAGUCAGGUCUGUGUCCUCUGUAGGCAACUAUGACUACAUUUGGGACUUUGUAUUGCACCCAAAUGGGGCACUCGAAGGGCGGGUCCAUGCCACGGGCUACAUCAACACAGCUUUCCUGAGCGGGGGAGAGGAAAGCCUCCUCUUUGGGAACCGCGUGGGGGAGCGAGUGCUGGGGGCGGUGCACACACAUGCCUUCCACUUCAAGCUGGACCUGGAUGUGGCAGGGCUGAAAAACUGGGUGGUAGCUGAAGACGUGGUGUUUAAACCCGUGGCAGCCCCUUGGAGUCCGGAGCACCAACUGCAGCGCCCACAGCUGACUCGGCAGGUCCUGGGAAGGGAGGACCUGACGGCUUUUUUCUUGGGGAGCCCCCUUCCCCGCUACCUUUACUUGGCUAGCAACCAGACUAAUGCCUGGGGUCAUCAGCGCGGGUACCGAAUCCAGAUCCACAGCCCUCUUGGCAUACACAUGCCGCUGGACAGCACCAUGGAGAGGGCCCUCAGCUGGGGGAGAUACCAGCUUGUGGUGACCCGGAGGAAGGAGGAGGAGUCCCAGAGCAGCAGCAUCUAUUACCAGAAUGACAUCUGGACAGCCACUGCGGCCUUUGCUGACUUCAUCAACAAUGAGACCCUCUUAGGAGAGGACCUGGUGGCUUGGGUUACAGCCAGCUUCCUGCACAUCCCCCACGCUGAGGAUGUCCCCAACACAGUGACUCUGGGGAACAGAGUUGGCUUCUUGCUCCGACCCUAUAACUUCUUUGACGAGGACCCCUCCAUCUUCUCCCCUGGCAGUGUCUACUUUGAGAGAGGCCAGGAUGCUGGGUUCUGCAGUGUGAAUCAUGUGGCCUGCAUUCCCCACCUGGCAGCCUGUGUCCCGGACCUGCCGCCUUUCUCUUACCAAGACUUGUAGCCCUGAGUGUGCGGAAGGACAUGGGUAGGGCAGGGUGGUGGUGGUGCUAAGACCUGUACCUUCCUUCCUAUUUCCACUUCCUGCUCUCCUGACACUCGACCCUUGGGAAAUAGCCUCCUACCACAGAAACCCCCAUAUACCCUGUUGGUAAACUCCUGUUUCCAGUUCAUUGUCUUAAAAAUGAUGAAUUUAUACAAAUGAUGCUGUUGUUAAAAUAUUCAGGCAAAAAACAUCACAAAUCCUACCACUCAGAAAUAGCUGGUAUUCACAUUUGGUGAAUGUUAUACCAGACAUUUCUUUAUGCAUGUGCAUUGAAAUGGAAAAAUAGAAUUUUUUAAAAACCUCAUGGUGUGUGUAAUUUAUA